Molecule: messenger RNA, 3803 nt
Organism: Ostrea edulis (European flat oyster)
Lineage: Eukaryota; Metazoa; Mollusca; Bivalvia; Ostreida; Ostreidae
Product: protein HID1-like
Exons: 23
Coding region: 80-2572 (830 amino acids)
Cellular component (GO): Golgi medial cisterna; membrane; Golgi trans cisterna
Source: RefSeq, a predicted model, not a curated record
UGCAUGAAGAUGAGCAGAUGAAAAUACAGAAAUUUUAGAAAAACAGAGUGUGAAAGAAAAUAGAGGAUAUAUAUUUAUCAUGGGAAACUCAGACACAAAGCUGAAUUUUAGGAAAGCAGUUAUUCAACUUACUACAAAGACACAGCCCAUUGAAGCAAAUGAUGAAGCGUUUUGGGAACAGUUUUGGUCAGAAAGCGUUACAUGUGUUCAAGAUGUGUUUACAUUAAUCCCAGCGGCAGAAAUUAGGGCGUUGAGAGAGGAAUCUCCAUCAAACUUAGCCACGCUCUGUUACAAAGCUGUAGAGAAGCUGGUCGCUGCAGCAGACAGUGGCUGUCCAUCACAAAAAGAACAACAAACAGUAUUGAACUGUGUGCGGCUUCUGACUCGCAUUUUACCGUACAUAUUCGAGGACCCAGAUUGGAGGGGAUUUUUCUGGUCUACACUACCAAACCAGUCGGAGGAGUCUGAGAUUGAGAGUACCCCACUAGCACAGUCUUUACUAAAUGCAUUAUGUGAUCUCCUGUUUUGUCCAGACUUCACAGUGCAGUCCAACAGAAAAUCAGGACCAGACAAUCCAGAAGACAUGGGCUCCAUUGAUAGUUGUGAAUACAUCUGGGAGGCAGGGGUUGGGUUUGCUCACUCUCCGCCCCACAAUCUUAAUCAUGACCAACACAGAACAGAGAUUAUCAAGCUGUUUCUCACCUGCUUCUCAGAGACCAUGUAUUUACCACCAAUAGCUGAUGCACACACACUUCCAAAUCAGUGGAUUCAUUAUUUCACAUCAACAGACAACAGACAUGCUCUGCCACUGUUCACAUCUCUACUCAAUAUUGUGUGUGCCUAUGAUCCUGUGGGGUAUGGUGUCCCGUACAAUCAUCUCAUGUUCACCGACUCCCGAGAACAGCUGGUAGAGGGCGCCCUACAAGUCCUCUGUGUUACCAUGGAAAAUGAAUCCGGCAGUCACAAUGUGUCUGUGGAUGGUACCUCAGGAGGGACGGCUAUGGAGGCUCAGAGUGAUACUGGAGGUCCAGAUAACCUGUUUGUAAACUAUUUAUCCAGAAUCCACAGAGAGGAGGACUUUUCCUUUAUACUAAGGGGAAUAACUCGUCUCCUCAACAAUCCAUUGACUCAAACUUAUUUACCAGGCUCCUGCAAAAAAAUCCAGUUCCAUCAAGAGUUACUGGUCCUGUUCUGGAAAAUGUGUGAUAUCAAUAAGAAAUUCAUGUUUUAUGUACUGAAGAGCAGUGAUGUUUUGGACAUUCUUGUUCCCAUCUUGUAUUUUCUGAAUGAUGCCAGAGCAGACCAGUUAGGAUGUGACCAAAAUGAUGUGGCUCGAGUUGGUCUUAUGCACAUUGGUGUAUUUAUCCUGCUCCUGUUGAGUGGUGAACGGAACUUCGGAGUGCGGUUAAAUAAACCAUACUCCGUUCGAGUUCCGAUGGAUAUACCGGUGUUCACUGGAACGCAUGCUGAUUUCCUCAUCAUUGUUUUCCAUAAAAUCAUAACAACUGGACACCAGAGACUUCAGCCUCUGUUUGACUGCCUCCUGACCAUUGUAGUCAAUGUAUCCCCAUAUCUGAAAACACUGUCAAUGGUCGCCAGCACCAAACUACUGCAUCUGUUAGAGGCGUUCAGUACACCAUGGUUUCUGUAUGCCAGUCCUACAAACCAUCACUUGGUCUUCUUCCUCUUGGAAGUCUUUAACAACAUUAUUCAGUAUCAGUUUGAUGGCAACUGUAAUCUUGUAUACACAAUCAUCAGAAAGAGAAAUGUAUUCCACCAGCUGGCAAAUUUACCCAUGGAGCAUUCAACCAUUGCCAAAGCCCUGAGUAAGAGGGGUAAGAAGUUCGUACAGCUGACCCCCGAGAGUGGGAAAGACCUCCCCAUAAUGGAGGGGGCCACACCUGCCAUGGAGGCGGAGCCAGGAACACUCAAAACAACACUGGCUGCCACGCCUAUAAAUAUAAAGCCAGAGAUGCGAAGACUGGAUAAGAUGACUGAGAAAGCUGCCCCGGACGAUGGUCACUCUGAGCUCACACUGAAGGAGCUGGCCACCUCGUCUGGUAAUGUCAACAUCCAGCCUCCAUCUGAGAUCCAGGACCCUGACUCACCAGAUCACAACAAACCCAAAACAAAGACACCCAAAUCCCUUCCUAAUUCCCCACCAGCAAGUCCCACUGGCUCAGAGACAGCAGCACGGCCACCGCUUGCCAGGACUUUAUCCAGCUCCAGCGGAUCCUGGGUUGCCACACCAGAGUGGGUUCAGUCUUGGAAACAGAAGCUGCCCCUGCAGACCAUAAUGAGGAUGCUUCAGGUUCUAGUACCCCAGGUGGAGAAGAUCUGCAUUGACAAAGGGUUAACAGAUGAAAGUGAAAUCCUGAAAUUCCUUCAGCAUGGGACAUUGGUGGGACUACUUCCUGUUCCGCACCCAAUCCUAAUCAGAAAGUAUCAGGCCAACAGUGGCACCACCAUGUGGUUCAGAACCUACCUAUGGGGAGUGAUAUAUCUCAGAAAUGUCGACCCACCGAUAUGGUACGACACAAAUGUCAAGCUGUUUGAGAUUCAGAGAAUAUGACAAGGUUAGUGAUUCUGGAAAAGUGAUCAAAACUGAAAAAUUUUGCCAAAAGGAGUACAGGAAAGUGAUGGAGACCUGUCACAAAGCAAAAUAUAAUAGACCUGUGAAUGGAAGAUCUGCAAUGGGGUGUUAUAGAUGUAGUGUGUAACAGUAUUGUGUUAUCAACUAUUAUUCAUUUGAUGUUUUUUCUUUGUGUUGGACAUCAUGGACUUUGUUUCGAUGGCUUUAUAAACAUAAUGUAGGUAUUUAUAUGUCAGAAAUCUUGUAAAGCCCCUGACAGCUGAAAAAUUUAUGGAUUUUUUUUCACAUCAUUGGGGAGAGGAUUUUAAGUAGAUGAUAGUGUAUAGAUAGAGGUCUAAUACCCCCCCCCCCCUCCCCCGAACUCUUUAAAAUAUUCAACAUUACCAUUCCCACUGCAUUCCAGAUGUGAUGUAAACUAUCUUAAACUAUUUUAAAUUCAUUAACAGUAAACUCUGUUUUUCUGAUAAAGGUACCGAUAAGGUGUAUUAAUGAAGGUAUUCAAAUGUAGGUACCAGGUAUUUAUCCAAGCAGGUCUUAAAAAAUCUACUAUGACUUUUAAUGAUAGUAUACAUGUGUAUAUAUAUGCAUAGUAAAGGGUGUAUGUAGACGUUUUUCUUAUGAAUUCCAAAGAAUUUCUUGUUGCAAUUGUAACUGUGACAAUAUUUUUUUUUAAAUACUAAAUGGAAGAACAAUGAAGACAAUUUGUCAACAAAAAACUAAAAAAUUAAUGAUGAUGAUACUAUAAGAUAUUUUCUAAACCAAUGGAGAUUUGAGUACAAAUUGUAGAUAAAUCUUGGCUGAUAAACCUAAAGCUGCAUCUCUUUAGACCUUUUAAGAGUUGUUGAACUUGAAUUGUAAAAUGUUAAAUAAAAAAAAAAGGCAUGCAGGUUACAGCUGCCUGGAUUUUAUGCAUUAUGAAUUUUAUACCUCUAUUUGUAGUAGAUUCAGAUAUCAACAGAAAUCCUGUGAACUGUUUUAUGUUGUUGUACAUUGAUAGCAUCCUCAAUGACAUUUCUUGUUUCUGCUCUAGUUCUCAUUCUUUGAUGAUAAAGAAAAUGUAAUAUGGCGAUGUAAAUUAUGUGCAAUUAAAUAAUAUUUAAAUAAUAUAUGGAUAUUGUUCACAUUUUGUUAUAUUUAUGUAAAAAUAUAUACGUAUAUGUUGAAGUGGUGUCCAAAUUGUUAGUGAAAAUAAAGAAUUCAACUAAUGGAA